Helianthus annuus (common sunflower) is the source of this 1617-nucleotide messenger RNA. Its product is annotated as pectinesterase. The record is from RefSeq and is a predicted model, not a curated record. NCBI's taxonomy places the organism in Eukaryota, Viridiplantae, Streptophyta, Magnoliopsida, Asterales, Asteraceae. Gene Ontology annotation, molecular function: pectinesterase inhibitor activity; pectinesterase activity. Gene Ontology annotation, biological process: cell wall modification. The transcript is spliced from 4 exons. The coding region runs from base 1 to 1617 and encodes 538 amino acids.
AUGGUGAUUUCAAGCUUUAAUGGAGGUAUUAAGGAAAAAUUGAAGGAGAAGGUAACGGAUAAAAGUGGAAAAGACAAGAUGGUUGUUGAGAACUUUCUUUAUAAUAUACCUAGGAUGUGUCAUAAGCUAUGGGCAAUUAUCAUGUCCCGCACCAUAUUCGUUGCGGGUCGGUGUGUGAUAAUGACGGUGGACAAGAUUAUUAAGGUUACGUAUACAUGCAUGAUACUGCACAGUAUAAUCUUAAAGGACGACAGCCAAACCCCCUUCACCGAGUUAUGCAACUCAAUCAUCGAUGAUGGGUUCGGGUCUCAUAAAUCUCGCAUCAGGGUGUCAAUGAGUCAAGCUCAAGACGCCCUUAAACACGUCUUAGCUAGGUCUCAGUCCACUUUAGAUGCCCAAACCAAUACAACUUUGAUGAAUUGCUUAAAGCUUUACAUAGAUGUCAUAAACCAUAUAAACCGCUCAACAACUCAUAUGAACCCGACUGAUGUCGAAAAAUGGGUAGAAGCAACCACGGUUAACCACUCAGCAUGUCUAACUGGCUUCAAAAACUCCAAUAUUUCUGGAUUGUUUGUAGAUUUACUAGCCAAGAACAGACAUGUAGCUAAUAAUUUCUACAUGACACGCAAUGAUAGAGCGAUUCAAUUAGCCAAACGCGGAGCAACAAAAGCGAAUUUGGUGGUGGCUAAAGAUGGCUCUGGUGAUUUUAAUACAAUAACCAAAGCCAUUGAAGCAUCAGAAAAGAAAAGAAUUGGAAUACGUAGAUUUAUUAUAUACGUGAAAGCUGGUAUUUAUAAAGAGAACAUUAUUAUCAAGAAAUCAAUGAUUAAUUUAAUGCUCAUUGGGGAUGGAAUUGAUGCUACUAUAAUAACCAACAAUAAAAGUGUCUAUGAGGGCAUACCAACUAAUAACACUGCAACCGUCCAGGUUUGGGGUUCGGCUUUUGUUGCGGUUGGGAUAACGUUCGAGAACACCGCUGGUCCCGAGAAACAACAAGCCAUCGCACUCCUGUCAGCGUCACAUCUCUCGGUUUUCUACAAAUGUAGCUUCAAAGGGUACCAAGACACUCUUUGCCUCCUAGAAAAUUCACAAUUUUAUCGCGAAUGUGACAUAUAUGGAACCAUUGAUUUCAUCUUUGGUGACGCUUCUGCCGUCCUCCAAAAAUGCAACAUUUAUGUCCGAAAGCCGUUACAUGGACAAGAAAACACGAUAACGGCUCAAGGAAGAACCAAUUCAAGAUCUAACACAGGAUUUGUGAUACACAAUUCUCGUGUCAUGCCGACCCAUGACUUGGCUCUAACCAAGGGGUCGGUGAUGACGUUUCUGGGGCGUCCAUGGAGGGACUACUCGAGGGUGGUAUAUAUAAAGUGUUAUCUGGAUAUCUUAAUCUACCCUGCGGGUUGGUUGCCAUAUAUGGGGAAAUCUGCAUUUGAUAAAGUGUAUUAUGCGGAGUAUAUGAACCAAGGGAAGGGUGCGAACACUCGUGGUAGGGUGAAGUGGCAUGGAUAUCAUGUUUUGAGGAACAGUGUGGAGGCCGAACAGUUUUCGGUUAGGAAUUUUUUGCAUGGGAUGACAUGGAUUCCUCGUACUAGAGUGCCAUUUGAGUCUCAUAUUUAA